AAAGUGAACAAACUUCCUCGGAAAACACCUUGGUGGUCAACCGUCAUUCGCAGCCUGAAAGGCUUUGCACGCACCAUAAAACCGCUGCCAUGGACGACUUUCAUUGUAGAUUGAGUGCUUUGGGGAGGUUCCUGUCGAUCUCAAGUGCUUGUUGUACACGGUACGGUCGUUUGGGGUGUUCAUCGUUCAUUUCACCACUCUUCAUUCCACGGAUCGACAACGAAAAUGGCAUUUGUGCGGAACAACUCGGCGGGAACGCCGCACGUGCACGAUUUCAACGCCGGCGUCAGAUCGGGCACGGAUAGUGAUGAAGACCAGAAGGACUUCGUGUCGCCUGAUGAGGAAAAGAGAUCGGAUCCCUUUGCACCAACCGACAAUGAAUUGGUCAAAGAUGGACUCGACUCUGACAUGCGUCGCACGUCCAUUGCCGAACACAGUGUCGACGACGUGGGCGCCGAUCUCUAUCUCGAAGCCGAGCAAAUGGGUCUGCCACGACUCGAGCAGCUGAACAAUCGCGUCAGGUGGAAGCUCGAUUUGAUCAUCAUGCCAAUCGUCGCUUCUACGCAUGCACUGCAAUUCCUCAACAAGUCGAGUCCCAACUUCGUCGCUGCGCUGGGCAUCAUUCCCGAACUCGGCCUGGGGCACGGUAGAUAUGCAUGGGUUGCCGCCAUCUUCAACUUUGGCUUCGUCGCCUGGUCUUUCCCAACGAAUCUGAUCAUUCAACGCGUUCCAAUCGCCAAAUACACAGGUUCCGUGGUUCUCGUGUGGGCAUUGCUUCAGAUGUGCGCGGCCGCAACGGAGAAUUACGGCGGGAUCCUGGCUGUACGAUUCAUUCUGGGCAUGUUUGAAGCAGCCAUCGCCCCUAGCGCCAUGAACAUCGUUGCCCUCUGGUACCCCCGCAACGAAGCCCCGUUCCGUCUCUGCCUAGUCCUCGGCUGCAACGGCGGCGCUUGGGUCAUCGCGUCGCUCCUGUCAUACGGCGUGGGACACGCGACACACGCCGCCGUCCACCCAUGGCAGCUCUACUUCCUCGUGUGCGGUUGCCUCAACUUCCUCAUCGGCAUCAUCUUCCUCAUCUUUGUCCCCGACACGCCGCACAACGCCUGGUGGCUGACGCGCGAAGAGAAGGUGUGCGCUGUGUGGCGCACCUCGAAGAACAUGGUCGGCCUCAAGACGAAGAAGUUCAAGAAGGACCAAGCGCUUGAAGCCGUGCUCGACUUCAAAGUCUGGUGCACGUGGAUCAUGGCUGCCGCGAUUGGCAUCAUCAUCGGCGGCGUCAUCAACUUCAUGUCGGCGCUGGUGGAAAGCUUUGGAUACAGCGACAUCAAGAGCACCAUUCUGCAGCUGCCGAUCGGUGCAAUUGCCUUUGUCGUCGUACCCCUUGCUGGUCUCUUUGCGACUUUUGUUCCCAACACGCGCUGUCUCACCAUUAUCCUCUUGUGUCUGCCUCCACUGGGCGGCUUGAUUGGUAUUCGCGUGCUGCCCAUUCCGCACCAUCACUUCGAUCUGCUCGGCUGCGCAUGGCUGCAACUGUUGGUCCUGGGCCUGAUCUGCCUGAACUGGAUCGUGAUGACAGCCAACAUCGGCGGCCAUACAAAACGCACGGUAGCAAACGGCGUGUGGUUCGUAAUCUUCGGAGCAGGCAACAUCGGCGGCACACACGUGAGACCACCUCUACACACACAUACACAAUCCCCUCCAUCACCAGCUAACCCAGAUCACCAGAUCUUCCUCGCAAACCAAGCACCACAGUACUUCACAGCCAUCACGGUGCUCUACAUCUGCUACGCCAUCAUCAUCGUGACCGCAGCCAGCCUGUGGCUCCACAUGGUCAUUGAGAACCGCCGCAGGGAGCGCAAGAUGCUCGCUGCUGGCAAGACGUUCGACGAGACGGAGCGGGAGGCUGUUGUGCAUGGCUUCAAGGACGAGACGGACAAGACGAAUCAGGGUUUCCGGUAUGCUUAUUAGGUGGCGCAAGGCGGGACUUCGUUCGGUCGGAUUGGGGGAAUGGUGUGCAUUUGUGAGAAGUUUGGCGUUGGGAAGGAGGAUGAAUAGAGGUUGGGCCACGCGUUGGGGACUGUCGUUAACGUCUAU
This is a messenger RNA of Neohortaea acidophila, 2094 nucleotides long. Its product is annotated as major facilitator superfamily domain-containing protein. The transcript is spliced from 4 exons. Gene Ontology annotation, molecular function: transmembrane transporter activity. Gene Ontology annotation, biological process: transmembrane transport. NCBI's taxonomy places the organism in Eukaryota, Fungi, Ascomycota, Dothideomycetes, Mycosphaerellales, Teratosphaeriaceae. The coding region runs from base 226 to 1968 and encodes 580 amino acids. Gene Ontology annotation, cellular component: membrane. The record is from RefSeq and is a predicted model, not a curated record.